Molecule: messenger RNA, 1333 nt
Organism: Penicilliopsis zonata CBS 506.65
Lineage: Eukaryota; Fungi; Ascomycota; Eurotiomycetes; Eurotiales; Aspergillaceae
Exons: 2
Coding region: 284-1285 (333 amino acids)
Source: RefSeq, a predicted model, not a curated record
AUUUGGCAGCCAGCCACUACUGCCAAGGAGUCGCCGUACCUGGCAGAGAGGGCCUUAGGAGAAGGGAGAUCGGCUCUCUUUGAAAGCAUCCUCGGCGAUCUCCACACUUGUUUGCAUUGAAAAGAGUAAUAGAAGAUCACUCUAUCUUGCUAAUAAUAACCCCAGGCCAGUGUUCGGCUGUCAGGCUCAAAUUCCAGUCGGAAAGCACGACUCUGCAGACGGAAAAAAGACGAAGAUAUCGACCAUUCUUUCCCCCCCCCUUCCGUUCUCGCAAGAAUGAACCAUGUCGUCCACCCAAGAUCCCCUCGACGGUAUAUCGGGUGAGCUUGCACAUGACGGGGAUGUAAUGAAGAUAGUUCUCAUAGUCUUCAUCUCCAUCUCGUGGUAUAACGUGACGGAGCUUGUGGUUCUCGUCCUGUCUACGUUUCGGCGCUGGCGAGGGCUCUAUUUCUGGUGUCUCCUUUUGUCUGGCUGCCUGGGUGUCGGGCUAUAUUCUCUCGGCUUCAUGCUCAAGUUCUUCACCCAGGCCAACUCGACAUUCUCAGUCACGGUCCUUACCGUCGGCUGGUGGGCCAUGGUCACCGGCCAGUCCGUUGUGCUCUACUCGCGGCUCCAUCUAGUCCUACGCGACGAGGGUAUCCUGCGGCGCGUGCUAAUCAUGAUCAUCGUGGACUUCUUCCUCCUGCACGUCCCUACCACAAUCCUGACCUACGGCUCGAACGUCAAGAACCGAUCAGGCCUGUUUGUCGAGGGCUACAACAUCAUGGAGAAGAUUCAGAUGACCGGGUUCACCAUCCAAGAGGCCAUCAUCUCAGCUCUCUACGUCUCCGAGACGGUCAAGCUGCUGCGGCUGGGCUCUGAUCAUACCAAACGCAGGAUCAUGUACCAGCUUGUUGGAAUCAACGUUGCCAUGUUUGUUAUGGACCUCGUGCUUCUGGGGCUCGAAUACGCAAGUUACUAUGCCGUCCAGAUCACCCUCAAGGGCGUCAUUUACAGCGUCAAGCUCAAACUCGAGUUUGCCGUCCUGGGAAGACUCGUCGAUGUCGUCCACGGCGACAGACAGUCCGGCGCAUUAGGCAACAGUCUCCGCCUGGCCUCGUUCCCGUAUUCCAGCGACCAGGCCCCCGGGGCUCCCUUGAACACGCUGCCGGUCCCGACCUUUUAUAGCGCGCCAGUGACGGACAUGGACACACCAGACUCCCGGCUGAAUCACGAAGACCAGAUGGAUGAGUCGGACGGGAAGAUGCUAACGAUGAGGCAUUUCUCGACCUGGGUCGAAGAUUAGACCGGAAGGUUGCAAAUAAUGGCUGAGAUGACGAAAUGUGUAGUAUGU